UUAGGUUUUGUUGAUAUUUGUAUUUUAUAAGUAAAAAUACGAUUCCUUCUAAGUUUAAUUAUUUGUAUUAGUUAUGAGUUAUUAUAUCGUAAUUAGAGAAAAAAGAAAUGAAGACACUCCUGCAGUAUCGGAAGUUGUCCGUAGCGGUUAUUUGUCUACUGUUACAAAUUCUUGGAUAAAUGCUUUAUUUCAAGAGAUAACAUUCCAAUUAAUGGUGCUAUCAUCUGCCUUUCUUUAUAUAUGUUUUGGAGUACCAUUGCAAUAUAGCUUGAUGUCAAUACCCAUUGUUUUAUUAGGUACAUAUAUUGUUAUAUACUUAUCUUUAUUUAUGAAAUCUGCCCAAAUUUUGUACGAAAAACCAACCUUAAACUGUUGGGUAGCUGAAGCAUAUGAACCUUAUUUUUUUAUGAAGAAACCAGAAACCUGUUGGUAUAAAAUUAUCCAGGAAGAUGAUAUUGAAAUGAAGGUUAUUAAUAAGGAAGGCUAUCAUAGAAAGAUUAUAGGGACAAUAGCUGUGAUGCAGCAUUUACAAAAAGAAGACUGGGCUUGGUUGUUCAGAUUAGUUGUUGACCAAAGAUACCGACGGAAAGGAAUAGGAUUAAAAUUGGUAAAUGUCGUAAAAGAUUGGUGUAAGCAUAAUCAUUUUAAUAGCAUUGAACUCGCCAUAAGUGAAUGCCAAGAAGGAAGUAGAGAACUUUUUAAUAAUGCUGGGUUCGAAGUAAAACAAAUGUACCACAAAAAGUUAUUCAGUUCAGCUGUGACGUUGCAGAUGUUCCAGUUAAUGUGUGAAGUAAGAUCGACUUUCUGAAAUAUUAAGACUGUUUAAAACAUUCCGAACUUCAGCGUUUCUUUUGAAUAAAAAUAAUUAUUUUAAAAAUACAAAUGAUAAAGUUUUGUAUUUAUUUUUAAUAAAAAUUAUACAACAUA
This is a messenger RNA of Diabrotica balteata, 927 nucleotides long. The record is from the annotation of a GenBank genome assembly. Lineage: Eukaryota; Metazoa; Arthropoda; Insecta; Coleoptera; Chrysomelidae.